AUGACUGAAACCGAAGUUGAUGUUGAACAGAUUUAUAAAGCUUAUGACGCAAUUAAUAAUGCCGGCGAUAAAACAGCAGAGGUUAAACAUUCAUAUGAAAUUUUGAUCGUUGGUGCUCACGGCUCAAGUAAUUGUAAACAACUUGCUGCUCAAUUUAUCCCUCGCUUCUUUGGCAAGUUUCCCGAGUAUUACGAGAAUGCUUUGGAUGCGUUGUUCGAUCUUUGUGAAGACACUGAUAUAAAAGUGCGUUUAAUGGUUAUCAAGUAUAUGCCAAAUGUCGUUAAAGAAUGCAACAAGUUCUCGGUUAGAAUUGCUGAUGCAUUAGUACAAUUAUUAGAAAAUGAAACUACACGUGAAAUUACGGCAGUGAAGAAAGCUCUUGAACAAGUUCUUCGCUUAGAUCCAGGAACAAUACCUGCAAUUUUUAAUCAGUCAUUAAAGGGGUCAACUGAAGUUCGCCAGAGAACAAUUGGCUUUUUAUCCAAUGAUUUGAAUAGGAUUAAAGCGGAAUUAUCACAGCAAAAUAAUGAUUGGGAAUCAAAGUUUUCUGAAGAAAUGAUAAAAGCGCUUCACGACGCGAAUGCUACGGAUUAUGAGAAUUUUAUUAAGAUGUUAUUGUCAUUGAAUAUGUAUGAAAAAAAAGAAAAUUUAAAGGCAUUGUCCAAUUCAAUUGUCGAUGCAAUUGCUAGGGAAGACGAACAAUUUGAUCCCUCCAAUGAAAAUACUGUUAAUAAAUUUAUAAUGUGUGGGAAAACUUUGAUACAGCUUUUUGAGAAAGGUAUAUCCACCACACCAUUACUUGUUUUCUUAGUGAAAAAAAUAUUGCCACAAGAUGUAUAUUGCAAAUUACAAGCCAGGCAACAGAGAAACGUUUUACGAUAUCUUGUUGAGUUCAUUAUCCGAAAUCCAACCGAGGUUACUUUAAGAGAAGCGGCGCCAUUGUUAAAAGUUAUAUUUGUGAAUGAAGUUCCGGAACCUCCUUCAGAUAAUAUUGAUGAGGAUCCAAAAAUAGAUUUAAUUAAAGUAGAAAACAUUGUUUAUACGAUUUAUACUAUUGCCUUCAAGGUUCCGACAAUUACUGAAGGUCAAGAAGUGAAUUGUCGGUUCGUUAUCCAUCAUUUAUAA
This is a messenger RNA of Funneliformis caledonium, 1125 nucleotides long. The record is from the annotation of a GenBank genome assembly. Lineage: Eukaryota; Fungi; Glomeromycota; Glomeromycetes; Glomerales; Glomeraceae.